Messenger RNA from Amborella trichopoda, 984 nucleotides. It is a transcript of the gene AGL26, whose product is annotated as tRNA (cytidine(34)-2'-O)-methyltransferase. Gene Ontology annotation, biological process: wobble position ribose methylation. The record is from RefSeq and is a predicted model, not a curated record. NCBI's taxonomy places the organism in Eukaryota, Viridiplantae, Streptophyta, Magnoliopsida, Amborellales, Amborellaceae. Gene Ontology annotation, molecular function: RNA methyltransferase activity; RNA binding.
UUUCUCUCUCUAAGAGAAAGCCCAAUCAACCUCACACAGUGUUUCUCCCUCAACAAAAUCUUUUGGCAAAACAAAACAGAGGAGGAGACACGGUCUUGUGCCUUCAAAUGCUCUUGGCUAAGAACACAAGAGCAUGUGUCACUUGGGUUAUGGAUUCAGCAGCAUGUAGACUGGCAGCGCAUGCAUUUCUCUCACCUAGGCCUAUGCCAUGGCCUCCAUGUUCCUGUAAACACGUUUCAACAGCUCUUGCUAAACCCACCCUUAGAGAAUGCAAUCGAUUUCUAAUCCAUUAUGCCGCAAAACGAAGAGAUGCAUCUUCUUGGACAUCUGGCAUUGGUGAAGCUGUCAAUGAAGUUUCUUCUGAUAAAUUUCUCAAUGUAGUAUUAUUUUCUCCUCAGAUUCCGGGGAAUACAGGGUGUGUUGCAAGAACUUGUGCUGCUUCUGCUGUUGGUCUGCAUCUCAUUGAGCCAUUGGGAUUCCAGGUAGAUGAUACAAAAUUAAAGCGUGCUGGAUUGGAUUAUUGGCCGUACGUGGUGGUGAAGAUUCACAAGUCUUGGGAGGAAUUUCUGGACUAUUUUGGGCAACAGGUAGUAUUCCUUUCAGGAAAAUAUACAAAGGGGGAGAAACGGUUGCUGGCAUUUACAAAGAAAGGGACACGAAUUCAUACAGAUUUUGAGUAUAAGAGAGGUGAUUGGCUUGUGUUUGGUUCUGAGACUUCUGGAUUGCCCCAGAAAGUCCACCAGGAUUGCCAGAGUGGAGAAUAUGGGGGUGGAACAAUUCAGAUACCAAUGGUGGAAACAUAUGUUCGGUGCCUUAAUCUGUCUGUGAGUGUAGGAAUAGCUAUUUAUGAAGCAUAUAGGCAGCUGGGGUAUGAACAGCUUGGAGAUGCAACGGACAACUGUGUUAAUGGAGAUCGAGCAUAUGUAUCUGAAGACAUAUUUGUAUGAUUUAUAAAAAAGAAUUGCAUUGGCACCUUUAGUUCUA